AUGGCAUAUGCAGUUGCGCAUGGCUGGCUAGGCAAAGAUGCCAACCAAACUGAAUAUCGUUUUUGUUUCCUUUCAUUUCUGUGUUCUUUUUUUAUUAUUAUUUUACAGCCUCCAUCUGGAAAUCCACAAAUUUCGACAGGAGGUGAUCACAUUAUUUGCAAGUAUCCAUCCGACCCAACUGUUGUUCUAGGCUUCUUAUCUGUUACAUCACUUGCUGUAUCAGUGCUGGUUGGACACUUUUCUGUUUUUUAUCCUUACAAUGGAAAAUCUGUUCCCCGUUAUGUUUUCUUCCGAAGCAUGACAUUCUUCGUGUUCUUCCUACUGUUGUUUGUACCGGGAACCAGGGCACUCUCCAUGUUGGCUGCAGGGAUGUUGUUUUGGGUGACGAUCACUGAGCUCCUUCAUUUAGCUAACAAUGUUCAUCAAGACAUGAGCACAACAUGCCCCACUGCCAAGAGCGGUCUCUUUGGUGGUGCUGCGUUCCUAGCCCUGAGUGCUUCUCUCUUCUGGUUGAUCUGCCUCAUGCUAGCUGAUGAUGUCAGAACAGAGUACUUUGAGGAACAAAAGGACAGGCUAGCUGAGGCUUUCACAACAGACUAUGACGCCAAGCAGCAAGGCGAGGUUUGAGAGUGUUCCCAGCAAAGGAAAACAAUGGCCUACUCUGUUGUUGUGCUUUCGCUUCUCUUUCUAGUAAAUAUAUGAAAGGAAUGUAUAGGAAACUCUUGGAUAACCCUUCCUUGCUUAACGUGGUUAUUCACAGAUAGCUGUCUCAGUUGAUGAAAUAAUUAAAUCUUGCACAAAUUGGAUUUACGCACAUGAUGCAAGAUUACAGGUUAAGGCCUUCAAAUUUCUACAAUAUUAGAAGCAACUGAGUAUCUAAUUUUUGUUUACCGAAACAGUAAGCACCAACUUGGUAAUCAAAUGCAACAAUUGCGUACAGCUAAACAAUACAACAAUUACGCAAAUGCAUCCUAACUGGAAUUUUCCACUGAUAUUCCAACAAUUGGCACAGUUAAACAAUGCCACAAUCGCACAUAGCCAAGCAAUCAAGCCACUCAUGGCAAGGAUGCAUUAUGCCUUGAUGAAAAAAACAAUGUUUUACUUACAAAAAUAUUUUAUUGAUAAAAUUUACCGACGGAUUUGUCUAUUAACUUUUACCGACAGAAUAUAAUGACAAAGAGGAUUUUGUCGGUAUUCCGUUGGCAAGGUUAUAGCGCAAAAUAAAAGGAGUGCAAAGUUUAUUGACCACAAAAUUCUGUUGGUAAAAUAGUUAUUGAUGAAAUUUACCAACCAAUGUUGUCGACAAAGCACCAGUUAGCUAAGAUCUUCAAUUGCGGAUGAAAUUACCAAUGGAAUUUUCGUUUUAUUGUAUAUGCACCGGCGGUAUUUUCGUUUGUAUUGUUAUUUUAAAUUAUUGACAGAAAUUUCCAUCAAGA
Molecule: messenger RNA, 1436 nt
Organism: Theobroma umbraticum
Lineage: Eukaryota; Viridiplantae; Streptophyta; Magnoliopsida; Malvales; Malvaceae
Source: RefSeq, a predicted model, not a curated record